AUGUCUGAGGAACAUACACCAUCAACAGAGGGUGCUUCCUACUCUGAACAAAUACUAGAGUCAGCAAGAAGAAACAAUACCGAGCUUUUACUUCAAAUCAAGUCGGAAUUGAAUAACGACCAAGAGAAACUUUCACAAUUAAUCAAUAGUACUCAUGAGGUCAUAACAAACAACACCCCCUUACACAUUGCAUGCCGCUUGGGCAACUGGGAAUUCAUAGACAUCGUGUUGGACGUAGAAGGAGUGGAAAUCGAUCCCCAAAACAGGGCGCAAGAAACACCUUUGCAUCUUGCAGUGAAGUAUACCAUUGACGAGCCUGAACAUGGGUAUUUUAUUGUCGAUAACAUGUUGGACGCUGGAUCGGAUCCGAGAAUCAAGGACAAAGAUGGGUUGAAACCAAGAGACUAUGUAAAUAAGGACAAUGAAAAGUUGUUGCAGUUAUUGGAAAGUGCCGAAUACGCUAUAUCAAUGGAAGAUACGGAUCAAGAACGUUUAGCGGCAUUUGAAAAUGAACAAGAGGCAGAGGACGGAUCAGCAUCUGGGUCUGAAUCGGAGUCGGACUAA
Lodderomyces parapsilosis is the source of this 564-nucleotide messenger RNA. RefSeq lists its product as uncharacterized. The record is from RefSeq and is a predicted model, not a curated record. The transcript has a single exon. Gene Ontology annotation, molecular function: protein binding. The coding region runs from base 1 to 564 and encodes 187 amino acids. Lineage: Eukaryota; Fungi; Ascomycota; Pichiomycetes; Serinales; Debaryomycetaceae.